CAGACCGAGGAAGACUGAGGAUUGGGAUUUUCCCUUGUUGCACACCAGGAUAUACACACACAAGCACACAAGCACACACACGCACGCACACGCAGAUUCCUCUGGCUGGCUCUUCCUUACCUGAGAAGAAAAUGGAGAUAUUUUUACUGCUCUUUCUCGCCUGCUUGACACAAGCUACGCCACAGAAAAAUCUGCAGGACCAGGUUUUCCUCUUCCCAAAGCGUUCCACCGGCUCCUAUGUCCUCCUCAAACCCAGCCAGAACCGAGCAAUGGACCGCUUCACCAUCUGCCUGAGUUAUUACUCUGAUCUUCCGAAACCAAAUUUUGGGCUCUUCUCCGCCUCUUCCCGAGCUCACGCCAACGAGAUCCUCAUCUUCAAAGAAGCCGACGGCUAUGAAGUCAGCCUGCGCAACCAACCGGUCGUUUUCAAGGUGCCCAAGGAAAAGACCCAGCAAGCAUGGGAAGAUCUGUGCGUGGCGUGGGAUUCGGCCACUGGCAUCCUCCAGCUCUGGUUGAACAGGGUUCCCCUGCCCCGUAAAGUCGUCACCAAGGGGUACAGGAUCCAAGAGGAUCUGGUCAUUCUGCUGGGACAGGAUCAGGAUUCCUACGGGGGCUCGUUGGCCAUUCAGCAAGCUUUUGAAGGAGAACUCGGCAACGUCUACCUGUGGGACACGGUCUUGUCUGCAGAUCAAAUGAGGGACUUCCAUGGGCAGGAAGGCUCAACCCCUUUGCUGAAUUGGUUGGAUCUGAGUUAUGAGAUCAAGGGGGAAGUGAUGGUGGUUCCUUCCCUCUUUUGAGAACCUUUUUUUCCCUGGCAUGUUUAAUUUCUCUGUCUGUCUGUCUGUUCACCCAUCAUCCAUCCCUC
Messenger RNA from Pseudonaja textilis, 865 nucleotides. RefSeq names its product mucosal pentraxin-like. Gene Ontology annotation, molecular function: complement component C1q complex binding. The record is from RefSeq and is a predicted model, not a curated record. Gene Ontology annotation, biological process: innate immune response. NCBI's taxonomy places the organism in Eukaryota, Metazoa, Chordata, Lepidosauria, Squamata, Elapidae.